This is a messenger RNA of Leptosia nina, 357 nucleotides long. The record is from the annotation of a GenBank genome assembly. Lineage: Eukaryota; Metazoa; Arthropoda; Insecta; Lepidoptera; Pieridae.
AUGGACCCAUUUGCCCGCCUGAUGGAGGGUACCCCCCUACCCGGGGUUCUGCCCACCCGGGACGCUCGGCCGCGUGGCGCCCUGGUACACGCCAGUCUGGCUGCUGCCCCACACCUCGGCGAUAAGAAGGGCAGGCACCUCACUGGCACUUUUUGUCUGACCGGCGACACCAUGGAAGGAAUCAUACAGUGUCUGGUGUUUCUGAAAGCGUUUUCGCAUAGCUCGAUAGGCACUCGUAAGUUCUCGGAAGAGUGCAGACCAGUAUACGAUCCUCUCAUACACGACUCACUACUUGCCCUACUGCAAACAGCUCUUAUUACAGAAAUGUUGAAAUUAGUUCCACGCCUUGACCCAUGA